AUGUACAUAUCAACGCCACUAUACGAGUUUGAUGACCAUGUCAUUGAAAAUCCUUGUUCAAAUUUGCCUUGGACAGAGCAUCGUGACACGCUGGACAAGGACGUGGCGUAUCCCGAUCUCCGGACGUUCUCUUACAUUUGCAAAAUCAGGACUAUCCAGUCAUUCUUUAUGCAUAUGAUUGAGAAGGAUGAACUGGAGGGAAAACCUGUCCCAUUAGACCUGGAAAUCCACAUGUUAAGAGAAUUGCGAGAGUGGGAAAACGAUGAGACUAUCCGCAAACAUAGCCGCGGCUAUCAGAACCCUCUCUGGCUUCAGCAUAUCGGCCAUCUCACUCGACUCUCCUUCUGUUUCGUUAACAAAGCCAAUAUCUUCUCCACAAACGCCGACAAUGCCCUCCAAGCAAGCUGUGCGGCAUGCACCAGCUUCCGCUGCCUCCAAAAGAAGAAACAGAUCGCACAGCCAUGGCUCGCCGUGCUCUCGCAGUUUCGUGCCGCCGUCACGCUCUGGUAUAUCAUCUGGGCGCGGAUGACGCCGGUCCCCCAACAUGCGAAUGACGCGAUUCGCGACUGCAGUGCAGUCCUAGCCAUAUUUGCAGACCGAUGGCCCAAGGCGGAACAUUACCGAGACUGCUUUGAGUGGCUGGCUUCGACAAUUCCCCGCAGCCAGCCCCCGGGCCAGUUAUCAACUGAGGCUAGACAAGGCCUCGCCUCGCUUCUCGUUAAACUCGAGGAGAGCGGGAUCCAUCGCACUACAUCCAGGAUGCUACAUGAGAUAUGCGAGACUGGACCUCGGACUGAGGUGCACGCGUGA
Molecule: messenger RNA, 810 nt
Organism: Clonostachys solani
Lineage: Eukaryota; Fungi; Ascomycota; Sordariomycetes; Hypocreales; Bionectriaceae
Source: the annotation of a GenBank genome assembly